Messenger RNA from Hypanus sabinus (Atlantic stingray), 4822 nucleotides. RefSeq names its product NACHT, LRR and PYD domains-containing protein 1 homolog. Gene Ontology annotation, molecular function: protein binding. Gene Ontology annotation, biological process: positive regulation of inflammatory response. Bases 200 to 3067 code for a protein of 955 amino acids. The transcript is spliced from 9 exons. Lineage: Eukaryota; Metazoa; Chordata; Chondrichthyes; Myliobatiformes; Dasyatidae. The record is from RefSeq and is a predicted model, not a curated record. Gene Ontology annotation, cellular component: cytoplasm.
CCUGGUGGCGCUGAAAGGAAAGACAUGUUGAAGUCUGGCUCUCGGAACAAGAGGGAUUCGAGGGUAUUAAUAACCGACGAGAGACGAUACUACACGAUAAAUUUUGUGACUAUGUUGAAAUCGUUAAGUAAAGCAGCAUCCGCUGACUGAACUGAGUGGCUCGUUCCAAAGCAGGCGGAAGAGAAGGUCGGAGCGGACAAUGGAUUUUACUUUGGAAAGGAUGCUGUUGGCAUUCGUUCUCUUCAGGGAGUUUGAACUGGGCAUAGGGUCUUUCUCCCAGUCCUAUGGGAAAUUGAAUGGAGACGUCUUGUUGCCCUGCACCUUUACAGUUUCAGCCAACCUCGAUAUGUACAACCUGGUUGUCACGUGGCAGCGGACAGACAGUCUGGCUGUGGUUUACAGCUUCUACUCUGGAUUGGAACAUCCAGAGCAUCAAGCUGCAGAGUUCAGAGGUCGCACUCAGCUGUUUCACCAGGAAUUCCUCAAAGGGAAUGCGAACCUAAAAUUGGAAAACGUGACAUUAUUCGACGUGGGUAACUACACCUGCUUCGUAUUUGAAGAAGGGUCUGAGCACAUUGAGAACAUUGUGGAAUUAAGAUUGAUUGAUACAUCAUGGAUUGAUGCCGCUGAUCCAGCUUCAGAUAGACAACGUUAUGGACUUCAACCUGCAUUGCCGUUUGUUUUACUUACAGCUGUAAUUUUACUUUUCAAAAUCAGAUCAAAGAAGCAAGGAGAUCCUGAAAAGGUUUGUUUACUGGAAGAAGACACAAAAGCUGCGAUACAGAAUUACAAGGAAUACAUCUUGAGCGACCAAGCACGUUCAUUUUGCACAGUAAUGCGAAAAAGAUUCAUGAACAACAACUCAUUUGCCGGAUCCAUUAAUACCAUCACUGUAGAGGAACAGGACCCAGAUGGUGAACUUAUCAGAGCAUGGGAGUUGAAUACUGCAAAAGAAAUGGAAGUUUCGCAACUGCUGUCUUUACUUCAGAAGGAAAAGUCAUCGAAGAGAGUCCUGCUAGUGGGUGACACAGGAGUCGGAAAAAGUUGGGCUGUGGACAGCAUGGAGCAAGACUGGGCAUCUCAUCCGAGCCCUGGGUUGUAUUGUGUCAUUGUUCUCAAGUUCUCUGACUUAAAUAGGGUUCAAGGAAAGACCACUCUCCGGGAGCUUCUGAAGAACCAGUGCAAGCCUUUGUCAUCAGUCCUAACACAGGUCCUCCAAAACCCUCAAGAUGUGUUGAUCAUUUUGGAUGGACUUGAUGAAUUUGGCUUUCAGCUGCAAUGCGAUCCUUUGGGUUCUGAUCUGAACCUGGACAGUGUGGCUGAAGUAAGUGUUCUUGUUUCCAAACUAAUAUCCGGGCAUCUCCUUCGAGACGCAAAGGUGCUGGUUACCUCCCGAUGGAAUACAAAGCAGUUAGAAGUUAACAAGAAGCAUUUUGAUCAGCGUUUUAUUAUCACUGGCUUUUCCAAUGAUGGGUUGAAAAGAUAUUGUGAUAUGUUUUAUGGGGAAAAGGAGAAGGCAGCAAUAAUGUACCGAUGCAUUACAGAGAAUGAGACCAUCAAAUGCCUGGCUUCGAAUCCCCUCAACAGCUACAUUCUAUGCACCAUUUUGGACAGAUGUUUCCACUGCCGUGAUGUAACGGCAGAUUCACCAAUGACGAACAGUAAAGUUUUUAAAUUGUUGCUUUGCUGUAUGAUUAACUGUAAAACCAAUGAUAUUGGUGAGACUGACCUUGAGUAUAAAUCGUUUAAAGACACCAUCCUGAAGGUAGGGCAACUGUCCUUUAACAAUCUGCUUUCAGCAAAAGUUGAAAUGAAUGCAGUUGAUCUGAAAACCUACAGAAUAGACCAAUCUCUGCUUUCAAAGUACCUCUCAAAUCUUGUCCUGGAAAAGGAAUGUAAUGGUGAAAGUUCUUUUCAGUUCCAUCACGUAGUGCUGAAGGAACAAUUUGCGGCUUUGUAUUGUGCAACCGUACUGGAUAACGAUCCCGUAGAGUUGGUCAAAUGUCUGGAUCUUUGGUGCUUUGGGAAGAGGCCACAAAAUCAAUUGAGUCAACUUUAUCUGCAGUCAUUCCGCCCCGAACACACCGAAAAGCUGUACAAUUUUACCAGGUUUCUCAUGGGCUCCUUAACAGCAAGAAGCGAAGGCAAGUUGUGGAACAAUACAGUUUCUCUCACUCCUUCUGUGGCCAGGGCUCUCAGGACGUGGUUUAAAACCAGCCUUCAGCGAGAUAUUAACAAGGCAGAAUUGCUGAAUUUAAUGCAUUGUCUAUUUGAAUUGCAAGAUCCGUGCAUCACAACUGAUGUGUCUCCAUACAUGAAAAGUAUAGAUUUUUUCAAUAUGUCUUUGAGCCCGCCGGACCUGUCUGCUUUACGUUACUGCUUGAAACACUGUGCAGUGGAAAAGUUGGAUCUGAGGCUCUGUAAUAUCGGUGAUGAAGGGAUAAAGCAGCUGAUGGAUGUGCUUUCCAAAUGCAAAACACUUUUGAUAAGCUCCAACAAACUGACCGAGGAGUCAGCAGAGAUUUUGAGUGGUAUCCUUCAAGACCCAAAAUGCAGAAUAGAGAUGCUAUCGAGUGGUACAAACCAUUUUGGUUCCACAGGAGCUGGGUUUUUGUGGAAAGCUCUGGCAGGAAACAAGAGUCUCAAAGUGCUUCGUUUGUAUGACAAUGGGAUCACAGACGAUGGCACAAAGGACAUGACCCAGUACCUGAGACUGAACACAACUCUCCAGAAACUCUUUGUAUGUGCAAACAACUUCAGUGAUGUUGCACUGAGAAACAUUGCACAGGUUGAGGAGUCAUGUUGUGGGCUUCAAGUCAUCACUAAAAUCAAAGAUGAUGAAGAACUCUUUCUCCGAGUUGAAACGCAAGUCGAAGAACUGCUCUCUUCCUAUCUGAAAUAUGACAAGGAAUGGCUUCAGAAAAUACUGACUACGAUUUUAAAAGACCUGGAGGAUGACAGCUGCGUACCUGACCAAAGUACCUGUGCUAGGGUGACAAAGGUGAAAGCAAAUAUCAACAAGCUUCUUCAGAAGAGCAAGGAUACAAGGAUUAAUGUUCCGCCCUGAAAAUAGGGUGCGGCUCAUGACCACUUCAUCCCUUCUUUCGCAGUAUACCAUAUAAUCACCAUUGUUUUUUCCUGGCACUCUUGUUGAUUAUCAACUACUGUUUAAAGGUACUGUUUAAGAUGAUGCCAAGCUUUGAGUUCUUGAGCUUAUGACUCAGGUUUAGUUUUUUGUGCUUUGGUGGAGUUUGUUGGAAACCAUUGUUUUUUUAAAAUAACAAGCCCCUUCUCCUGUCAGUAGGAACAGUUCCGCCGGGCUUAACAGCUAAGCCUUUGUCAGAGGCUAUUUGAGGUGCACGCCAUACCUCCACCCCCCCCCCCCCCCCCCAACUGGCUUUCACAACCGUGAUAUUUCAGUGAAAUCUACUCCUGGGCUUUUCCUUUUCCUGUGCUGAAGAAGGGUUUUAGCCCAAAACAUAGACUGCACUUUUUUUAUAAUAUACAUGUUUGUAAUAUACAUAAGUGAUCUGGAUGAUGGGGUGGUAAAUUGGAUUAGUAAGUAUGCCGAUGAUACUAAGGUAGGAGGUGUUGUGGAUAAUGAGGUGGGUUUUCAAAGCUUGCAGGGAGAUUUAUGCUGGUUAGAAGAAUGGGCUGAACGUUGACAGAUGGAGUUUAAUGCUGAGAAGUGUGAGGUUCUACAUUUUGGCAGGAAUAAUCCAAAUAGAACAUACAGAGUAAAUGGUAGGGCAUUGAGGAAUGCAGAGGAACAGAGAGAUCUAGGAAUAACUGUGCAUAGUUCCCUGAAAGUGGAGUCUCAUGUAGAUAGGGUGGUGAAGAGGGCUUUUGGAACACUGGCCUUUAUAAAUCAAAGCAUUGAGUACAGAAGUUGGGAUGUAAUGCUAAAGUUGUACAAGGCAUUGGUAAGGCCAAAUUUGGAAUAUUGUGUGCAGUUCUGGUCACCGAAUUAUAGGAAAGAUAUCAAUAAAUUAGAGAGAGUGCAGAGACGAUUUACUAGGAUGUUACCUGGGUUUCAGUAAUUAAGUUACAGAGAAAGGUUGAACAAGUUAGGUCUCUAUUCAUUGGAGCAUAGAAGGUUGAGGGGGGAUUUGAUCGAGGUAUUUAAAAUUUUGAGAGGGAUAGAUAGAGUUGACGUGAACAGGCUGUUUCCAUUGACAGUAGGGGAGAGUCAAACGAGAGGACAUGAUUUGAGAGUUAGGGGGCAGAAGUUUAAGGGAAACACGAGGGGGGUAUUUCUUUACUCAGAGAGUGAUAGCUGUGUGGAAUGAGCUUCCUGUAGAAGUAGUAGAGGCCUGUUCAGUUGUGUCAUUUAAGGUAAAAUUGGAUAGGUAUAUGGACAGGAAAGGAGUGGAGGGUUAUGGGCUGAGUGCGGGUAGGUGGGACUAGGUGAGAUUAAGGGUUCGGCACGGACUAGGAGGGCUAAGAUGUCCUGUUUCCGUGCUGUGAUUGUUAUAUGUUGCCGGACAGAAACCGCUGAGUUCCUCUAGCAUUUUGUAUGCGUUAUGAGAGUUGUAUUGUACAAAGAACUUUUGCAAUAAAUUGAACAUUUUAUAACUGAGAUCAUUGUGCUAGCACUGAUUCUAGUCCUUUACACAGGCUAAGGGUGGAUGGAUGAGCUAGAGAUCAACUCUUUGUCUUGCUAAUGGGGGGUUGGUUUUGCCUGCUACUCCCCAUGAUAUUCAGCUAACAUAGAUUCUUUUGGGGCACUGGAUGGAGUAGGUCGUAUUUUGGCUUUGCUCAGUUCAUUUUCCAAUUUUUUUCCCAUCCUUUCACUAUUUAUAUUAAAACGUUUGUAACACUU